CCCAGUGUAUUUGUGCAAUGGAUAAAUAUGACACGUCUCAGCUUACAGAGUUCCCUCGUUUCGAGCCUGAGUCCACGCAAAGUGGGGUGUCCACGUUCUUCAAUAAACUGUGGAAAUUCCCAAUAUUUUCUCCCAAUGAUUCGUCAGAUAACUCGCAAAACAAAACGUUGGAAGAUAGACAAAACGCCCCUCAAUCCGACGAGCAGGGUAAACAGGAAUAUGACGACGUGAAGACUGAAACAGCAAGCUACGCGGUUGAGUUCGAAGGUCGUAGCUUGCCAAACGUUUUGAAAAGAAUUAGUAGCCUUGUAGCCCUGGGAUCUGGUAGUGGAACGCGUUACGCAGACACCGAGCUCGCGCGCUACUGGAUGCCGGACGACAUAUCGCGGGAGUGCUACGAAUGCGCUACGAGGUUCAGUGCUUUGCGGCGUCGGCACCACUGCAGAGUGUGUGGACAGAUAUUUUGCUCUCGUUGUUGUAGUCAACGUGUGCCAGGUCAAAUCUUUGGAUGUGCUGGUGGUCUCAGAGUGUGCAACUACUGCUGUAAUGUUGUGCUGAGCUAUUUAAAGGAGAAUGACCUCGCUGGUGAAAUGUCUACUGACCUCAGAACUCUGCAAGAAAACUUACAAAGCAAGUUUCCAGAGAACAAAUGCCAGCAAUCGAAAAGCCGGGACAACUUUGUGUUCGCCCGUGACCAAGAAGAACGCUGCGAGACGCGUACCUCACCCAAGGAAGCCUUACAGGAUAUCUUCAGGCAGCUGUCUUUCACGUUGCCAACUCAGCAACAUAGAUAUCGCUUGGUCCGAUACAACGGCGUCUGGCGAGGCUGCGAUAUACUGCAGUGGAUUAUGGACAACACUAGCCACAAAACUCGGUGA
This is a messenger RNA of Hyposmocoma kahamanoa, 878 nucleotides long. Its product is annotated as putative 1-phosphatidylinositol 3-phosphate 5-kinase. Gene Ontology annotation, molecular function: metal ion binding; 1-phosphatidylinositol-3-phosphate 5-kinase activity. The record is from RefSeq and is a predicted model, not a curated record. Bases 18 to 878 code for a protein of 286 amino acids. The transcript has 5 exons. NCBI's taxonomy places the organism in Eukaryota, Metazoa, Arthropoda, Insecta, Lepidoptera, Cosmopterigidae.